Chelmon rostratus (copperband butterflyfish) is the source of this 4255-nucleotide messenger RNA. RefSeq names its product neurofibromin 2b (merlin) (gene nf2b). Gene Ontology annotation, biological process: regulation of organelle assembly; positive regulation of early endosome to late endosome transport; positive regulation of protein localization to early endosome. The transcript is spliced from 17 exons. Gene Ontology annotation, molecular function: cell adhesion molecule binding; actin binding. The record is from RefSeq and is a predicted model, not a curated record. The coding region runs from base 356 to 2143 and encodes 595 amino acids. NCBI's taxonomy places the organism in Eukaryota, Metazoa, Chordata, Actinopteri, Chaetodontiformes, Chaetodontidae. Gene Ontology annotation, cellular component: apical part of cell; cytoskeleton; adherens junction.
GUCAAAACAAAAAAUCUUCUGGAAAGUCCUGAAUAUUUACCAGCAAGCUAACCAGCUAUAGCACGUAGCCGACGAUAACGUUAGCGAAGUUGUUUCCAAGUAAAACAACUUAAAUAGUUAAAAAGCCAUUUUGUCCGAUACAUUUCAUUAUGGAGAUAUCGCAAAAAUUUCGCUCUUUCCACAACUUCUUUUGGUCCGUUUUCGUGGCAUAGCUGGAAAGCUAACGCUGUCUAGUAAUAUCGGUUAGCUUAGCAUUGGUCUUCCCAACAAAAAAGCCCAGCCGCUUCUGAGCCUUGUUGGACGGCAGAAGUUUGCGACUUUACUCGGUGGUUUCUUUGACAGCAACACCCUCAAAAUGUCCAUCCUGGGAUUAAAGAAGAAACAGCCAAAGACUUUUAAAGUCAAAGUUAUCACCAUGGAUGCCGAAAUGGAGUUCAGCUGUGAGGUGAAGUGGAAAGGUAAAGACCUGUUUGACUUGGUGUGUCGCACUGUUGGUUUGAGGGAGACCUGGUUCUUUGGACUCAGGUACACAGUAAAGGACACGUACGCCUGGCUGAAACCAGAGAAAAGGGUGCUGGACCAGGAAGUUCCCAAGGACUCUCCAAUAACAUUUCAUUUCCUGGCAAAAUUCUUCCCAGAAAAAGUAGAAGAGGAGCUGGUCCAAGAAAUAACCCAACACCUCUUCUUCUUACAGGUGAAAAAACAGAUAUUAGAUGAAGAGAUAUUCUGUUCCCCUGAAGCGUCUGUUCUGUUGGCAUCAUAUGCUGUCCAAGCCAAGUAUGGGGACUACGACCCAAACUUUCAUAAACCAGGCUUCCUGGCACAAGAUGAGCUUUUGCCAAAAAGAGUUUUGAUGCAAUACCAAAUGACAGCUGACAUGUGGGAAGAGAAGAUCACAGCUUGGUAUGCAGAGCACAGAGGCAUUGCCAGGGAUGAGGCUGAGAUGGAAUACCUAAAAAUUGCUCAGGACCUUGAGAUGUACGGUGUCAGCUACUUUGCCAUUACUCAAAACAAGAGGGACACAGACCUGUUACUUGGUGUGGAUGCUCAGGGUCUUCACAUCUACAGCCCCAACAGCAAGCUCAACCCCAAUAAGUCCUUUCCUUGGAGCGGCAUUCGCAACAUCUCUUACAGCGAAAAGGAGGUAAAUUUCACAAUCAAACCCCUGGACAAGAAGAAAGAUGUUUUCAAGUUCUACUCAUCUCAGCUGCGUGUCAACAAGCUGAUCUUGCAGCUGUGCAUUGGUAACCAUGAUCUAUUCAUGAGGAGGAGAAAGGUGGACUCCAUUGAAGUGCAGCAGAUGAAAGCUCAAGCUAAAGAGGAGAAGGCCCGCAAGAAGAUGGAGCGUCAAAUCCUGGCUAGGGAAAAACAGAUGAGGGAGGAAGCGGAACGAGCAAAAGAAGAGAUGGAGCGUCGACUUUUCCAGCUGCAGGACGAGGCUCGGCUGGCCAACGAGGCCCUGCUUCGAUCUGAGGAGACAGCAGACCUGCUUGCAGAGAAGGCCCAGAUUGCUGAGGAGGAGGCCAAGCUGUUGGCCCACAAGGCUGCCGAAGCUGAGCAGGAGAGGCAGAGGUUAGAGGUCACCGCCAUGAAGACCAAGGAGGAGAAAAGGCUGAUGGAGCAGAAGAUGCGGGAGGCAGAGCAACUGGCUGUCAAACUGGUGGAGCAGUCUGAGAGGAGGUUGAAGGAGGCAGAUCAUCUGAAACAGGACCUGACCGAGGCAAAGGAUGCUGAGCGGAGAGCCAAACAGAAGCUGCUGGAGAUCACUAAAACAACGUACCCUCUCAUAGCUGCCUACUCUCCUCCGCCUGCUCCCCCUGCUCCUCCUCCUGAAGCACCUGACUUCGCUUACGAAUCUGCAUCUACACGCCUCGACUUCAAGGACUCUGACAUGAAAAGGCUGUCAAUGGAGAUCGAGAGAGAGAGACUGGAGUACAUGGAGAAGAGCAAACACCUGCAGGACCAGCUGAAGGAGCUGAAGACUGAGAUCGAGUCCCUGAAGCUGGAGGAGCAGCAGCAACAGGCGGGCCUCUACAACCUCCGCAGUGAGGCGAGGGGAUACGUCCAGGAGCCUGUCUACAUACCUCACAGCAACCGAAACUCUGCGUACAUGUCUCAGAUGGCCUACUUCGAAGAAGUGUGAUCCGAGUCCUGCAAGAUGAGGAAGGAGGGCGCCAGCACUUGUGACUUGGCGCUUUCUAGAAAUGUUUGGUUAACAGACAGACAGACAGACACCAUGACUGUGUGCUUUGGAAAGACUAUCCUCAAUAACAAGCGGCCACUAGUUUGGCUACCUGCACAGGCUGUCAUGUUAGGUUGUACCACCUGCCACACCGCGGCACCUUCACAUCUUAUAUAUAUAUAUAGACAGAUUAACGUGUGUAACACUGAUUCAGGAUCUGGUGGUGAAGAUGGAUGUUUUGAUUUGCUGAUGGUUUUUUGUGGCUUUAAGGGAUGCUUAGCUGUAAGAUGCCUUAAUGACAAGUUACACAUUAAUGCCUUAAGAACAGUGGGGACGAAGAUUAAGUUAAAAUUUGUCACAAGCCACCUUCAGGCAAGUUCCUGCAUCAUAUGUAAUUAAGUAAAUUAUCCUUUUCAUUCUGUGGGAAACUAUGAAAAGGCAUAAAUACCCUUAAGAUUUUCUAAAUAUGGAUGCUUUUGGUCAUUUUCUUUCAAACGAGCAAAGUGUUCCCCAAACUUGGCUUUUAAACAGUACAUCAAACAGUACAACAGCACAUCAAAGAAACCCAAAUGCCCAAAUUUCUGAUUAUACAUUUAACAAGCUAUUGUUGAAUGUGGCUUUGAACAAUAAAAAUACACUCAAGAUGACUCUUGAUCGAUGAUACGUAGCGGGAAAAAAGAACAUUUCGAUCUUGCUCAUAAAAAAUAAUUUGUAAGAGCAGCAACUCCCAGAGAAUGUGUACAGGAACGGUGUCCAGAUGUGACUCUCCAUAGAAAUGAAAGUGCAGUGUUUGAUCUUUGUUUUGGUCUUUCAUUUGUAUUUGCUUGCUGUUUUCUGUUACUUGGUCCACAAACUGCCUUUACUGAUAACAGCACACAGGUGCCUUUACUGUUUCUAGUGCCUCAAUGUGAUAGUUAAUAGAAAUUUAGUCAUUUCAGUUUUUAUGUUUUGUACUCCAGACUGUCGAUGUGCCUUGAACUUUAUUUUGUACUAUUAUCAAUUGAGUUGCUAUGGUUUUAUUUGGUAUCAUUGUGCCCAUGUGUCUUAGUGUUGGGGUUACUUAAAGUUUGGGGUGGAUGUCCUACCCUGACUGAGUUACAGAAUAGCAGAUUGAUGGCUUUUCCAUUUUCUUUUUGUUCCUCAGCUCGUGUUCUUCUCAGGGUCACUGUUUGAGACAAUCACUGCAGGUAGAAUCUUACUGUUUUUCCCCUGAGAUCUACAGCAUGGUAUCCUUGGAUAAGUCCGGUUGGGGAUUUUUUUCGGCCAGCAGUGGGUGCAUUGCAUUUCACAAAUAUAGCGGUGGGUUACCUGAGUUAACUUUUACUCAACCACAAUCCUCAUUACAUCCUCAAAAAGGGAGAGGCUGGAUGCCAGAUGUACAGCCAGAGAUUCUACAUGUUUGUUUAUUGGGACUGGCCUGUUAGACUGAUUUCAUUAUGGACUGAACAGUAACAGAUGAUCAUUUCAUUAUUGCCCUCAUGAUUGGGUUAUAAAUGAGUAAGGAUCACCUUGGUGUUGUGUUAAUAGUUUUGUGUCAGAUGUCCAAGUAGAAAUGUUCUUUUGUUCAACCCAUUGCUUAAGUGCUUCAGGAUGCAUCUUUAACCUUAUUUAUUUGUGCUAUGAAUCCUUAAAUAACAUCACCAUACACAUUUUCUUGAGCUCUAUUAUUGUGUGGGACUUUGUCAUUUUUGACAUUGUAAUUUUUAAUGUUUGUUUUAUUUUUCUAUCAUGGGAUUUUCCUGUCAAAUUCAAGUCCUGUGUUACAAAAUCAUUUUGCAUCUGAAACAGUGUUGUUCCUUAUGGGAUUAGGUUUGCUUUGAAAUGCACGACAAAGUUUUGUCAAUGAUUUCCAAUCUCAAGUUAUUUUGUGCAUGCCAUUUCAUUACAGCAGUGUUUUUGCCUGAUGUUUAUGCAGAUGUUGGGAGUUUUGUUAUAGAUAAUGACAGAAACAUUCUCGCUCCCUCGUGUGUCAGUGAAGUGCAGUGAUCUUAACCACAAAGUGAACACUCCCAUCACAGCCACACAGUACAACCCUGAUUCCAAAAAAAGUGGGGAUGCGGUGUAAAACAUAAA